Messenger RNA from Penicillium riverlandense, 846 nucleotides. RefSeq lists its product as uncharacterized. The coding region runs from base 1 to 846 and encodes 281 amino acids. NCBI's taxonomy places the organism in Eukaryota, Fungi, Ascomycota, Eurotiomycetes, Eurotiales, Aspergillaceae. The transcript is spliced from 2 exons. The record is from RefSeq and is a predicted model, not a curated record.
AUGAGCCAAGGAAGUUCCUCAUACAUCUCUGGCUGGCAUACCACGAAGGCCGUGCAUCCUCAAGUGAUGGAACUACCUUACGGUGUUGCAGACUAUGAUCAGUACGGGCCGGACCCGUUGAUUGCAGAUGACUUUCCUCUUCCUUUACCAGAGGGUGUAAAUUCCGCAUGGACGGCGGCACAAUUAAAUUGUGCCAGCGAGCUUACAGGAGAUCCGACGGGCAAAUUCCAACCGUAUCCGCAGUUAUAUUACGAGGCUGGCCUUGUGGGCGAUUAUCAGGAAGGCAAGAAGACUGGGCAGUCGAGCACGAUGCUUGUACAUCCUCAUUCUGCCGGCCCAUUCAAACAUGCAGACCCCACGAGAGGCCAUUUCCAACCACUCUGCCAGCUAGCGACGGAGCGCGCGCUCUUCAUGAACCACCCCUGCAACCAACCACGGUUCGCCGCAUAUGCUGCAUCGCCUACCUCUGAUCCGUGUAGUUCGCCAGGAACAAGUCAUGAUUCCUCUAGUGGGUGGGAAGUGGAUGCAGAGAGAGAGGCCCUGGAUCUUCGCUCUGCAGACAGCUCUCCGCCGAAGCUACACCCUCGCGCACCUCGCGAGCCGAUCCAUCACUAUCAACAUGUGGCCGACGAAGACGACAGCCUGAUUCCGUUGGAAAUGCCGGACGGAAGCACCCGCUUCACGGGGAAUUGGUUGCCAGUGGAUCCGGGUGUUGGAUUCACCAUUGGGUCAUGUGUCCGCCAUGAACCCAGAGAUGAUGGGAAUAAUCUGGAUAUGCAAGUCUUCCGCUAUGAUACCAUUGCCUUCAUUCCGCCGAACUCGGCUGCGUGGCCAGCCAAGGGGUGA